CCCGCUCGUUACGGGCAGCCCGGGCAGUUCGGGCAUCACGACCCUCGCCCUUAAAAGGCGGCGGCCCAACCUCUCCUUGCGGAUAACGGAGGAGACGACAGACGGACGAGGGAGGCGGACCGAUACGCAGCCUUCGCCGGCUUCCCACCCACCUCUCCGAAACGCCGCCAACCCCUCUUUCUUUCUCUCUCUCUCUCUCUCUUCCCCGAUAUAGAAAGGCGAUGUUACUCCCUGAAUUCUAAACCUGACCCAGGAAACUCUUCUCUUUCCCCUUUCUCUCCUCUGGUGGAAACGAAACCGUCUCCUAGAUCUCCGGGAAGCGAUGAAAGAGAGAAGGAAGCGGAGCGGCCACUUCCUCUGUUUCGGCGCCGUCGAUCUGCCGGAGAAAGAUGCGUCCAUGAAGACAGGAGAGAGCUCCGCCGGAUCUUCCGGGAGAACGGACGUUCUCGUGCCGGAGACCCACCGCCACCGCCGGCGGUGGCUCGACCGCCGGUUUCUCGCGAACAUCUUCAGAUCGGCGGUGUUUGUUUCCUCUCUGAAUCGAAUCGGGCGCUCGGUGGCGCGGAUGGCCUCCGACGAUAAACCGGCGGCGGAAUUGAGCGGGAAAUUUUCAGACAGCAACGAUCGGACGGAAGACACGAUCUUGUCGCUGUCCUCCUUGUCGUCGUCGACUUCAUAUUCCGCUUCCUCUUCUUGCUUGUCCUCGGCGUCCUCUUCUUCGUUCCGAGAGCUGGAGCACAAACAGAAGCCGGAGCUCCGGCAGAAGAGGGUAUCACCUAGAUCUGAAUCGAAGAAUCCCCCGCGACCGCCGGCGGCGGCUAGGAAUUACGAUUCGGCCACCGGCCUCUUCCUCCUCCUCCUAAGCCUAUCGGCGAUGGUGUUCUGUGGACGCCUUUACGCGAUCCUGUGGACGUCGUCGUGGCUCUGCCUCGUUCCUCGACGGAACUCCGACGCCGGAUUGGCGGUGGAGAACGCCACGGCAGAGGAGCCGCCGGAGCUCCGGCGGAGUCUGGAGGAGAGCGAGAAGAAAAGGGUCGUCUUGGAGGGACUACUGGAAAGAAACCGAAGGAUUUGAAAACACACAAAAAAUCGACAAAAAGGUCAAAAAGGAGUUAGAGAAAUUAUGGAUUCUUAGAGAUAUUUGAAUUUUGUUGGCAAUUAAUUUUGGCGUGCGGGAACGCGUUUGCUGUCGGAUACUUUUUGCUGUAUGGAUCGAAGCCGGUAUAAUGUUGUCUCGUGCUUUUUUUUUCUUUUUUCGGUACAUUGUCUCGGGCUUUUUUUUCUUUUUUCGGUACAUUGUCUCGGUCUUUUUUUUAGUGUACCUUUUUAUUUUUCUAGUAAAGAAAAUGAGAAAAGAAAUAUACUCCUUUGUUUCAAAAUAAACGAUAUUUAUGAUAUCUUUCUA
Messenger RNA from Phoenix dactylifera (date palm), 1405 nucleotides. RefSeq lists its product as uncharacterized. NCBI's taxonomy places the organism in Eukaryota, Viridiplantae, Streptophyta, Magnoliopsida, Arecales, Arecaceae. The record is from RefSeq and is a predicted model, not a curated record.